Rasamsonia emersonii CBS 393.64 is the source of this 639-nucleotide messenger RNA. RefSeq lists its product as uncharacterized. The transcript is spliced from 3 exons. Bases 1 to 639 code for a protein of 212 amino acids. NCBI's taxonomy places the organism in Eukaryota, Fungi, Ascomycota, Eurotiomycetes, Eurotiales, Trichocomaceae. The record is from RefSeq and is a predicted model, not a curated record.
AUGUCUGUGUAUCUGUGGGUCUCCGACUGGCUGCUGCUGCGCCUGCACGUUGGUGGCGUGUUCUGCAAACCCGAUGAGGCUGCUGCGAUCGAAGCCAAACAAAUCUGCUGCCUGGCGUAUCUAAAAAUAAAUAAACUGGAACCACACAGUCCUCCUACGGCGUCUGAGUGGACUCCAGCAAGGGAAGAGAGAUUCUUUAAAAAGAAGACCCGUGAAGGAUUCGCGCGAAAGAAGCAGUCGAUACUGAUCACUAGUGGACAGACUGCGGGUGCCCGCGUAGAUAUGGGUCAGCUGAGUAAGGAUUCAGCUGCGUGCAACAGAAGUGCCGAUGCAUGUUGGACAAGUAUUCAUGAUAUCCAUCCAUAUCUAGAAUGGAGUUGCAUAUGCACCGGUACAGUGAAGGAACUGUCGGGCCAGAAAUGUACCUCUACUCGAGCAUUUUCUCCAACUGACACCAAUAUAAAACAUGCUGACGUCGUAGUAGAGAGGACCAUGCACUGGCAGAGAGCGGUGGCACAUAAUCCAGUGGCUUGUCGCUCAGCUGAUCCAAGUCUGUACUACACUGUUCGCAAUGGAAUUGUUGCGUGGUUAGAAGCAGAUUCAGAAGUCGCAGAAAGAAGAACCGACUCUGAAGGGUAA